Messenger RNA from Verticillium dahliae VdLs.17, 5451 nucleotides. RefSeq names its product urea amidolyase. The record is from RefSeq and is a predicted model, not a curated record. Gene Ontology annotation, molecular function: ATP binding; urea carboxylase activity; methylcrotonoyl-CoA carboxylase activity. Lineage: Eukaryota; Fungi; Ascomycota; Sordariomycetes; Glomerellales; Plectosphaerellaceae. Gene Ontology annotation, cellular component: mitochondrion. The coding region runs from base 1 to 5451 and encodes 1816 amino acids. The transcript is spliced from 2 exons.
AUGCUUGAUAUAUCUGUCACCGAACCUUUUCCCCUUACCAUCCCAGAAUGGACGACUGCGCAAAGAGCAAGUGGCGGCCUUGAACGGUUAUUAGCCCUCCGCGCCUCAGAGGAGAGCCGCAACUCCAAUGCUUGGAUCUCGCUCGCAACGCCCGCUCAGAUCGAAACCCAAUGGCGCCAUCUCGAGGAUUUUAGUGCCACUGCUGGCCCGGCCUCGCUCCCCCUCUUCGGCGUUCCCUUUGCUGCUAAAGACAACAUUGACGUUGCCGGCUUCCCUACCACCGCCGCCUGUCCCAGUUUCGCCAAGGGGCCCCUCGAGCAAGAUUCGACCGUUGUUGCCAACCUCAAGGCAGCCGGUGCUAUUGUUCUUGGCAAGACGAACCUCGACCAGUUUGCCACAGGUCUGGUCGGCACAAGGUCACCUUACGGAGCUGUGAGGAACUCUUUCGACCUCGAGCGGGUCAGCGGCGGCUCUAGUUCUGGCAGCGCCGUUGUCGUUGCCAGGGGCAUAGUUCCCUUCAGUCUUGGCACCGACACGGCCGGCAGCGGUCGCGUCCCCGCAGGCCUCAACAAUCUCAUAGGUUUGAAGCCUACAAGGGGUGCCAUCAGCACAGCAGGCGUUGUACCGGCGUGUCGCAGCCUCGAUUGCGUCUCUAUUUUUGCCCUGACGACCGAAGAUGCCGAAACGGCCCUUGCCGCCGCCGAGGGCUACGACCUCGCCGACUCGUUCUCCCGCAAGCGACCAGAGAUCUCCGCCGCCAGCGGCCGCCGCAUGGCCAUUUGCAGCGAUCCGCAGUGGUAUGGCCAGGAGGAACAAGAGGCUGCCUACGUCAGGGCGAUCGCCAAGGCCGAGAGCCUCGGGUGGACUCUUGUGCCGCGCGACUUCUCGCAGCUGUUUGAGCUUGCGAACCUACUAUACGAGGGUCCCUGGGUCGGUGAGCGGUACGCUGCGAUCAAGGACUUUAUCGAGGCGCAUGAGGAGGAUAUGGACCCCACGGUGCGGACCAUUGUCCUCAAGGCCCGCGGGUUCAAUGCGGCCGACCUUUUCGCGGCCGAGUACCGUCGUCAGGACCUCACGAGGGAUAUUGAAAGGGCUUUUGGCGAGUUCGACGCCAUACUCGUGCCAACGGCACCGACGUUUCCUACGAUCGAGGACCUGGAGAGAGAGCCAAUCAAAGAAAACGCCAUCCUGGGAACAUAUACCAACUUUGUCAAUUUUCUGGACUGGUCAGCGCUGUCAGUACCCGCCGGCUUCAGAGCGGACGGACUGCCAUUUGGCAUCACGCUCAUCUCGACCAUGUGGCAGGAGCCGAAGCUGAUGGCCUUGGCAAGGGAGUGGCUUUCCACGGCGCCGAGGCCGCUGGGAGCUACCAAGGCAGAGAUUCUAGAGCCAGUCAAAGAUGUCAUCAACGAGACCACCAUUGCCGUCGUCGUUGUUGGCGCUCAUCUCACGGGGUUUCCCCUGAACAAAGACCUCACCUGCCGGGGCGCCGUGUUCGACAGAGCCACCAAGACGUCCUCCAACUAUCAGCUCUUCUCUCUCGAUACCGGCAGCCCCAUCAAGAAACCUGGGUUGAAACGCGUCCGUGAGGGUGGAAGCUCCAUAGAAGUCGAGGUGUGGAAUCUGCCCCGGUCUGAGUUGGCGUCAUUUGUCAAGACCAUCGCGACGCCUCUCGGCAUUGGAUCCGUCGAGCUCGAGGACGGCAAUUGGGCACAUAGCUUCAUUUGUGAGCCGUAUGGCCUCGAGGGCGCCAUCGACAUCACAUCUUUUGGAGGCUGGCGUGGUUUCAUGGCGUCGCAAAAGCCACAGACAGCUGAAUCGAAGAGGCUCGCCCGCGAGAUCAAGACGGUGCUCAUCGCCAACCGUGGCGAGAUAGCUGUGCGCAUUAUCAAGACGCUGCGCAAGCUGGGUAUCAAAGCCGUAACCAUACAUUCCCGCGCCGAUGCCAAAGCGCACCACGUCCGUGAUGCCGACUUGUCCUUGGCUCUCGAGGGAAACAGCGUCUCAGAGACCUAUCUUGAUGGGCAGCAGAUCCUCAAACUCGCGAAAGAGUCUGGCGCAGAGGCCAUCAUUCCGGGCUACGGCUUCCUCGCUGAGAAUGCCGACUUUGCCUCACAAGUCGAGGAUGCGGGCCUUGUCUGGAUCGGCCCUACGCCCGACCAGAUGCGCAAGCUGGGUCUGAAGCACCUUGCGCGCGAGGUCGCCAUCUCGGCUGGCGUUCCUGUCGUUCCCGGGAGCAAAUCUCUCCUCGAGAGCGUCGACCAGGCCCUCGCCGAAGCUGAGCGCAUCAAAUACCCCGUAAUGCUCAAGAGCACGGCCGGCGGUGGCGGCAUUGGGCUUAGUCGGUGCAAUGACGCAAAGAGCCUGACUGAGGCGUAUCACAGCGUGCAAAGACUGGCCGAGGCGAACUUUGGCGACGCUGGCAUGUUUGUUGAGCAUUUCAUCGAGAAUGCCAGGCACAUAGAGGUUCAGAUGCUGGGCGACGGCGAGGGCAACUUCACGACCGCCGGCGAAAGGGAUUGUUCGCUGCAGCGAAGAAACCAGAAGGUCGUCGAGGAAAGCCCCGCCGUCUUUGUGCCGCUGGUUGUCCGGGACCGGAUGAGAGAAGCAGCCAAGCGCCUUGCCAAAGCGGUGAAGUACCGCAACGUCGGCACGAUCGAAUAUAUUUACGAUGUUGACACGGAAGAGUUCUACUUCCUUGAGGUCAAUACUCGACUGCAAGUUGAGCACCCCGUGACCGAGUCGGUCACCGGAUUGGACCUCGUUGAAGCUAUGGUCAAGAUUGCUUCUGGAAACAGCCAUGAUCUUUUUCUCAAUCGCGAGCAAGGAUUUGUUGUCAAUGGAAACUCUAUCGAGGUGCGCGUCUACGCCGAGAGCCCUCUGCAGAACUUCCGUCCCUCUCCUGGGCGCCUUCUCGAUGUAGUCCUUCCGAAGAAUGUGCGAGUCGACACAUGGGUCGAGGCUGGCAUGGACGUUUCCUCUUCCUACGACCCCAUGAUUGCCAAGAUCAUCGUCGUUGCUGAUGAUCGAGCAUCGGCGCUUGAGAAGAUGGCACUCGCGCUGGCUGAGACGACCAUUACAGGCGUUGAGACGAACCUCGGAUACCUCCGCCAAAUCAUCGGAUCUGAACUUUUCCGGUCGGGAGACUUCACCACGUCGUCUUUGAACAACUUCAAGGUUGAGGCUUCAGUUAUUGAGGUUGUUGAAGCAGGCUCGCAGACGGCCGUCCAGGAUUUCCCAGGCCGCAAGAAGUUCUGGCAUAUUGGCGUACCCCCUUCCGGCCCCUUUGACGAUUACUCUUUCAGGCUGGCCAACCGCAUCGUGGGCAAUGAUAAGCGCGCCGCGGGCCUGGAAAUGACGGUUCAGGGACCAUCGCUCCUCUUUCAUUCCGAUGCGAUCGUUGCCAUAACUGGUGCCGAGGUCGAGGUGAAGAUUGAUGGGGAAGUUGCGAAGACGAACAUCGCUCUUUCUGUCCGACGCGGCCAGACGUUGGCUAUCGGCAGAGCGAUCAACGGAUACCGUAUGUACCUAGCCAUCCGAGGCGGCGUUGAUGUACCCGAAGUCUUUGGAAGCCGAUCUACCUUUGCCUUGGGCCAACUUGGUGGGCACAAUGGCCGUAACCUCCGCUCGGGCGAUCUUCUUCCUCUCGGUCAAGCUACAGCGACUGAUGCACUGGUCUCGGUGGUUCCAGCCCCUCAGCCCCCUAUUCCUGUUCAACCGGAUGCCGUCUGGAAGGUGGCGGUCGUCCCUGGCCCUCAUGGUGCCCCUGAUUUCUUCGCUGCUGAGGGACUCGACACCCUCUUCGAGGAGGAAUGGUCUGUUCACUAUAAUAGCAAUCGAUUUGGCAUCCGCCUGACGGGUCCCAAGCCUCAGUGGGCGCGACGCACAGGUGGCGGCGCUGGUCUUCACCCUUCGAACAUACACGACACGCCGUACUCGGUGGGCAGUGUCAGCUUCACUGGUGACGAAGCAGUCAUCCUGACAUGCGACGGUCCCAGCCUCGGAGGAUUCGUCGUCUUCUGCGUUAUUGCUUCUUCGGAGAUGUGGAAGCUCGGCCAAAUGCGACCAGGUGACCGCGUCAGGUUCCAGGCAAUCAGCGCCGAAGAAGCUCUCACACGAGAUGCCGCUCUUGAGCAGGCGAUUACUGAGCUCGCGUCUGUUCCACAGUAUGAGAUUCCUGCUCUCAAUGGCCACGGUGCUCCACACCAAAACCUGAAGCCUCUGCUCGGCGACAUUGGAAGCGGUGGUUGUCAGGUUCUGUGCCGACAGGCAGGUGAUAGAGCGAUGCUGCUCGAGUUUGGCGAAGAUGACUUCUCGCUUCGCACAAGUUUCCUCAUUUACUCUUUCAUUGAUCGGCACAAACAGCAGUCCAUUCCUGGCGUGGAAGAACUCACGCCCGGUGUUCGCACCCUCCACGUCCAGUACGCAGCAGGCAUCUCGCCCCAGACGAUGCUCGACGCGCUUCGCAUCCACGAGAACGCGUCUACUCCGUCUUCUCUUCCAUCACGAUCAUUCCGCCUUCCCCUCGUCUUUGACGACUCCGUGUCUCAGGCCGCCAUCGCUCGCUACGCUGCCACCAUCCGCGACAAGGCUCCUUGGCUGCCGAGCAAUGUCGAUUUUCUGCAGCAGCUAAACGCCCUUCCCUCGCGCGACGCCGUCUCUGACAUUCUUAUCGACGCCUCCUUUCUCGUUCUUGGCCUCGGCGACGUCUUCCUUGGCUCCCCUUGCACAGUGCCUCUUGACCCGCGCCACCGCCUCACGGGCACAAAAUACAACCCUUCGCGCUCCUUCACGCCGUGCGGCGCCGUAGGCUUCGGCGGCAACUACAUGUGCAUAUACGGCAUGGAUUCGCCGGGCGGAUACCAGCUCGUCGGUCGCACGAUCCCCAUCUGGGACGAGGUUCUCGCCACCAGCACGAGGAGCAACGGGGGCGCCGCCAAGAAGCCGUGGAUGUUCCGCCUGUUCGACCGCAUCUCCUUCUACCCCAUUUCCGAAGCAGAACUCGACGCCGCCGUACGCGAGGGCAGAGCCAGCACGCUCGUGCACGCCGAACCCGGCACCAUUGAGCUCGAGACGUAUGAGGCGUGGCUUGCAGCGAACAAGACGGAGCUCGACGCCGUCGUGGCCGCGCGCGAGGCCGCUUUCCACAACGCGCCCUUCCUCGAGGAACUCCUGCGCCCCUACGAGGCUCCCGAGGGGGAGAAACGCGCACUCGGGGGAGAGGACGUCGACGGCGAGCGCGUGCGUGCGCAGAUGCCGGGCAAGUGUUGGCGGUGCGUCGUCAAGGAGGGGGACGAGGUCGAGGUCGGGGAUGCGCUUGUCUGGAUCGAGUCCAACAAGAUGGAGAUUAAGAUUUCCAGCCCCGUCAAGGGACGGGUCACGCGGGUGUUUGUGGAGGAGGGCGAGAUUGUCGGGCCGCACGAUGAUUUACUCGUCAUCUCGGCUGUCUGA